Molecule: messenger RNA, 1638 nt
Organism: Lasiodiplodia theobromae
Lineage: Eukaryota; Fungi; Ascomycota; Dothideomycetes; Botryosphaeriales; Botryosphaeriaceae
Product: Histidine phosphatase superfamily clade-2
Exons: 2
Coding region: 1-1638 (545 amino acids)
Molecular function (GO): acid phosphatase activity
Source: RefSeq, a predicted model, not a curated record
AUGUUUCCUCGCUCGUCCCUCAGUGUUUUGCAGGCUUUGGCCUGUGCGGGAGGCGCUCAUGCCAUUGUCAACUACUCCCACCCUGCUCUGCUCACCGAUAUCAGCGAGAUCUCGAAGCAUUGGGGCCAGAUUUCUCCCUACAGCGACAAUGCCGCUGAUAUCUUCGGCGUGAAGGACGUUGGCCUCCCUGACGGCUGCCAAAUCGAGCAAGUUCAUACCAUGCAACGCCACGCCCACCGCUUGCCCAUUCACUGGAUCGAUGAUGGCAACAACAAUUUGGAUUUCGUUUACAAGCUGGGCAACUGGUCUGCGACGGCUAACACUACGAGCUCCUUCACUGGCCCGCUGGACUUUCUGAACCGCUAUCGCUAUCUUAUGCCUUCUCUGGGCCUGUUGACCGGCCAAGGUGCUGUCGAGGAGGUGAAGGCUGGGGUUUCUUUCUGGGACAAGUAUGGCCGCACGCUCUACGACGCCGAGACCGGUCAAUUAUCCUACGACCCCAAGUAUCCUAAUGGCACUUUGAGAGAGAAGCCGCUUCUGCGCACAACCUCGCAGCCGCGCAUGUACAACAGUAUGCUGAACUGGGCGAUCGGCUUCUUUGGCCCUACUUUCAAAGCCGACCCCGAUCAGUCUAUUCCGACGCUGGGAAACUGGACGGAUGACUUCGACGUCUUGAUCAUUCCGGAGGGAGGCACUGAGAACAACACCCUAGCCUCGUACGACAGCUGUUUCAACGAUCUCGAAUCAGGCAUUGGCGACAUCGGAGACCAAGAUGUUUUCAAGUACCUUCCCGUAUAUCUCCAAGACGCUACGGAACGACUGCAAAGAUACGCGCCUCAAGGAUUCAGCUUCAACGUCAACAACACGUACGCUAUGCAGAUGAUCUGUGCCUACGAGAUGCAAUACAUCGGACAGUCUGACUUCUGCGGCCUCUUCACCGCUGAUGAGUGGACCGGUUUCGAGAACACGCUUGACAUUGCCUACUACUACGACUACGCCUUCGGCAACCCUACGGGCCGCGCGCAGGGCAUUGGCUACGUGCAGGAGCUGCUUGCACGUCUGCAGAACCAGUACAUCACCUGGUCGAACUCCUCUGUCAACUCUACCAUUACCGAUAACCCAGACGACUUCCCGCUCGGCCGCGCUUUCUAUGCCGAUUUCUCGCACGACGACAUCCUCGUCUCUGUCUUGACAGCCAUGAGCGUCGAUUACUUCCGCGACGCACCAUCCCUGACCGAAUUCCCACCCAACCCGGACCGUCAUUUCAAUCUGGCGCGACUGACGCCCUUUGGCGCACGCCUUAUCACCGAAGUAAUUGGUUGCACUACUCCCGACCCCGCCGCUGUGAGUGAGAAGCGUACGUUCUACUACCCUGAGCAAUACGGUUAUGACGCGGCCAAGGCUACACACAAGUUUGUCCGCAUGCGUCUGAACGAUGGCAUCGUACCGUUGGAGAGCAUCAGGGGUGGCUUUUGUGAGGGUCGGACGGACGGUCUGUGUGCACUUGACAAGCUCAUCGAGAGUCAGAAGGAUUCGUAUGAGCUGAGCAACUACGAUUACGCGUGUUUCGGUAACUAUACUCUCGACGACCCUACGAACGGCCAUGACUAUGAUGGAACGAUUAGUGAGCAGAAGUGA